CUGAGGUCAGGGCUGGUCAAAGGACAUAUAGAGUUUACCGCUUCAUUAGCAACAGUGCUGUCAUUUGGGCUUUUGUCAUGUGAAGAGGUGCAACUCAAACACAGGAUUGCACGUAAGGUAGAAGCUGACCCAUUGAUACAGUCAAUAUGUCGGAGUGGCAAUGGCAAUGGUGGAAAGAAGAAACGUCAACGUUAAACCAGACAAAAAGAGCAGACGACUUUCGCGCGUUGCAGGGACUAUGGGACUUAAUUCGUAUUGGACAUGAGGAUUACCUGAGAUCACCACUUUUUCCAGUUGUCAUGUCGGUGGCUUUCUACUUUACGUGCAUGGUGCCAUUCACCAUCUUUGAUCUUUGGGGCAAAAAUUGGAACUGGAUCCACAAGUACAAGAUCCAACCAGAGAAAAAUGUGACCUGGCCGGCCUGCCGCAAUGCCAUCUUGGUGAUUUUGUGGAAUCACUGUGUGUACAUACUCCCAGCCGCUAUUGGUCAAGCCAUAUGGACUCCACCGACUCCCUUACCGCCUGUGGCACCCACAAUGACAGAGUUUGUACUUGAACAGGUCGUUAUGCUGCUUAUCUUUGAUUUCCAGUAUUUUGUCUGGCACUACACACACCAUCGAGUGAAGUUUCUUUACAAGCAUGUGCACUCCAUUCAUCAUCAGUACUACAGUCCAUUCUGUUGGGUAACACAAUAUCUGAGCCCCUUAGAGCUGAUCACUGUGGGGACGUACACAACCGUUCUACCAUGGGUUUUUAACUGUCAUGUUUUCACCACUUGGAGCUUCAUGAUAGUGAAUAUCAUCAUCAGCGUUGAAGCUCACAUUGGAUACGACUUCCCAUUUGCCCUGCAUAACUGGGACCCAACUGGCAUUAUUGGCGGUGCCCCUAAGCAUGACAUGCACCAUAUGAAACCACAGACCAAUUUUGCUCCUUUUUUCAACCAUUUUGACAAGGCCAUGGGGACUUUCUGGCCAGGACUGCAGGCAGGGGGGAUCAAGAAUAAGAAAUACAUUGAAUUUGAAAAUAACAAGAAAAUGGAAAAGGCUAAGAAGAAAUACUAAGACUUUGACAUAUUCACAAAAAUUGACUUUGGUUUGCAUUAUGAUGAACAAAACUGAACAAAUGAAAACAAAAUUAGACUAUUUUCAACAUGGUUAGAUAAUAGUAAAAUUAUUUCUGUUCAUUUUAUCUAAUCAGAAUGUAGUCAAUAGUGCCAUGGGGAUGAAUUUUGAACAGAUGUAUGAAAAGAUAUGCUGCUUGUUUUUGAGGCAUGAUGGCUGCAGAUUUUAUUAAUUGGGUUCAUAUCCCAAGAAUAAAUUGAAUGCCUGACCUCAAAAAUUGUAGUUUGGGUUUCUAAAUUUUUCAUAUUUUCAUUGCCUUCAUGUAACAACAUUUUGAAGCAACAUUUGUAGUAUUUUACAUUUUACAGAAAUCGUCAUUCCUUUUACACAGUGUGUGAUAUUUUUUCUUAUAUUUUACUUGUAGCUGUAUGGAAAUUUGGUGAUGUUUUCAUUAAACAUAUAUUAUAAUAAUGUUGAUAAUUUCGAUUUAUACCGAUUAACGAUGAUUUUUUCAACAGCAAAAAAGCAGAUAAUGUAUGUGUCAAUUUUUAGACAUUUUCUGUAUUCACUCCACCAGCCUUAUCUGAUAUGUCUAUGCUGGCUCAUUUGUAUGUUAAGUUUCAAUUCAUGUUUUUAAGUUUUCCCAUUUCUUGAAAACAUGUACCUCUAUGAUAGUAAUUUCAGGAAUUGUAUGUAAUUAUUAUAUUUGAAGGAAAUCAUUGACUUUUGAACAAAUAAUUUUUUGUCAUAUAUAACACAGUUGUGUCAAUGUUUUACACAAUGCUUGUUGGGUGGAAAUGUUUACUGAUGUCUUUGAAAAACUUUUAAGUAUAUUUCAAAUUUAGCUUCAGGGUGGCUUAUUUGAUUGCAGAUUACUAAUACCUACAUUCAUUCCAUAUGACUUUUUAUCUUUAAGUCCUACUAUGCAAAUAUCAAUAAUGAUGAUAAGACAGUAUGACUUUUGGCUUU
Lingula anatina is the source of this 2030-nucleotide messenger RNA. Its product is annotated as cholesterol 25-hydroxylase-like protein 1, member 2. Gene Ontology annotation, molecular function: iron ion binding; oxidoreductase activity. The record is from RefSeq and is a predicted model, not a curated record. Gene Ontology annotation, biological process: lipid biosynthetic process. Lineage: Eukaryota; Metazoa; Brachiopoda; Lingulata; Lingulida; Lingulidae.